UAUGGCGGUGUGCGGUGCAGUCAUCGCGUUGGUGCUGGCGGUCAUUUCACCGAGUCAUCAAGUUGGCAUCAUCAUUCCCAACACAACCCCCUCACAACCUUCGGAAACGUUUGAUGAUGUUGGUGCUGUCAGCGAUGUCGAAGGCUACACCCGGAACGCAGAUCGUGAUUUGCAUUACUGCAAAAUAAGGAGCUUCUACUACAGAGAUUUCAGAUAUGAAGAUUGCAUUGCCGAAGUUGUGGGGAAGAAGAUACUGACGAGUUUCAACUCUCUCCCCACUGCAACCAUUGAGUCUGUGUACGCCAACUCCCUGUCUGAUGAAGAGGACACGAGCACGGCGCUGUCCUACCUCGACAGGGUGUAUUACGCCAUGCUGAAACGUCGGUACGGCACCGCAGUCGACGACCUGGACGACGUUCUCAGGACAUAUUUCAGCACAAGGGUGACGAAAUACACCGCCAGGUUUCUCACUGGAGGAAAAACAUUCCAGCAGGUAGAGGCAGAAAUUCUGGCGGAAGAGAGGGCUCGGCUCAACGUCGGCAACAACGCUGCGGCAGCGUUCUGGAACGGGGUCAACACGCUUCGAGGAUACCGACGACCUAUUAUCCGAUAUGGUGUUCAGUGCUACUCGGGAUACUUUUAUGGCCGUAUUGGCUACUAUGGAAGACGUCGGUUCUGUCGAAUGUUGGGGCGCCUGGCUCGGGGGAUGUACGCCCGCCGAGGAUACAGCCGCCUGCUUGCCAUCCUGGGAUAUGCUUGCCCCAACAUCAUCAACUUCCUCAGUCAGGUCACACCAGUUAGGCCAACCCCACGGCCAACACCAGUACCGACUGCAGCUACGACAACCACAACAACCACAACGACCACGACUACGACCACGACCACCACGCCCGCACUAAAAUCUUGCGGCACGGUCCUGGAUCCCGCUGUCUCGACACAAAUACGAAACACGCUGGUGUCCCUCCGCGUGGUCAAUGGGGCUUCGGCCAACGUGGGAGAGUAUCCCUUCACCACCACCCUCCUCAUCAACGGUCAGUUUGCAUGCGGCGCCACCAUCAUCGACUCAACUCACAUAAUGACCGCUGCCCACUGUACAGCUGGACAGACUGCCUCCUCACUCUCAGUGGGCGUGGCUGAAUUUGACCGGACCAAAGCUGACGGAGAGCAGGUCAUCCAGGUGACGGCCAUCACUGACCACCCUAACUACGACUCAGUUAAAACAAUCAAUGACAUCUCGAUACUGACCCUGGAGACGCCAAUUGACGGCAUAGAUAAUGCAGAACCUGUGUGUCUCCCUACUGGCACUCAGUGCAACAAUCUCGCCAACCGGAAGUGCACCGUCACCGGAUGGGGCGCAACCGCCGUAACCAAUGGUCGCCCAGUGGCGUUCCCGAACACACUACAGGAGGCCGUAGUCGACACUUACGAUGCCGCGAGGUGCCCUACAAACUCCCCCGCCCCCUCUGACGUCAACACCCAGAUCUGUGCAGUCGGCAACACGGACACCUGUAACGGUGACUCCGGCGGGCCGCUUGUGUGCCAGUAUGAUGGGGCGUGGGUUCAGUGUGGUAUUACGUCCUAUGGACCUGCGAACUGUAACUUGUCUGGGACUAACGGCAUCUACACUGACGUCUCCGCCUACACCGACUGGAUCAACGCCGUCAUCAACAACUAGAUCUUUGUCAGAUAUGCAGGAAAUAAAACUAGAUUG
Molecule: messenger RNA, 1711 nt
Organism: Haliotis rufescens (red abalone)
Lineage: Eukaryota; Metazoa; Mollusca; Gastropoda; Lepetellida; Haliotidae
Product: clotting factor B-like
Exons: 8
Coding region: 2-1675 (557 amino acids)
Biological process (GO): proteolysis
Molecular function (GO): serine-type endopeptidase activity
Source: RefSeq, a predicted model, not a curated record